This is a messenger RNA of Sciurus carolinensis (gray squirrel), 918 nucleotides long. Its product is annotated as testis-expressed protein 38-like. Bases 1 to 918 code for a protein of 305 amino acids. The transcript is spliced from 2 exons. Lineage: Eukaryota; Metazoa; Chordata; Mammalia; Rodentia; Sciuridae. The record is from RefSeq and is a predicted model, not a curated record.
AUGUCUAAUAUUCUGACAUCUGAAAAGUUGGGUGUUGUAAGUCAUGUCAUUCUCUUUCUGAUGACUGUAAAUACAAAAUCACAGCUCCUAAACUUUGAUGAGCUGAAUGGGGGUGUGCUGACCACAAUUGAGCAACAAGGAACAGGCACAGCUCCCCUUCCUGAUAUUCUGUGUGGUCACACCCUGGCUCCUGCCCAGGCAGCCUGCAGGAACCUCAGGUCCACUGGCAAACCCCCGGAUCAAUGGCAACCACUGCCACAGCAGCCACCUAUUUCUUCCCUUGCCUUCUUCACAGGUCCUAAACAGACCAAUAGAAAUUCAUCAGUCACUGUAAAGGAGAGGACACCUGGUUCCCAGGCCUGGGUCUCACUAUUCGUUGGACUCAUGGGACUGUGUUGUGUGAUUACCGGUGGCUGCAUUACAUUUCUGCACUGGAGGAAGAAGCUGCGGCAGGAGAGGCGUGCCCAGCAUUGGGUGGAGGUGAUGAGAGUUUCCUCCUUCACUUACAGCCCACACUUAUACUGGCUAAAUACCCAGAGACGUCAUGGUAUCGACGCAGUUAUCAACAUAGAUCCUUCCCCAGCUAUUACCAAUAUGGAGAUGAAAGUGCAGAUCCCAGAUUGUCUGUGGGAGACAGACACCCCUGAAGACAGGGGUUAUGGUCACAAAGGCAGCAACCCCAGGGCAGAGACCCCUGUUGCUAUGGAAGCUGCUCUGGUGGUCUCAUGGCAGCUCCUACCAAAUAAGAUGACACAGCGCCAGACCAGAUCCCCAUUCCCAAUCCCCAUCUUUCAGGAGAUACUCUUUGCCCCACCCCUCCACAAAAUGCCUCCCAUGCUGGAACGCUCUGCCUCCUACCCGAUGGACAUCUAUCCUCAAAGGAAUGUCCAUUCCCUUCCCACACUGGCCCUGAAAUGA